GUCUGCACGUCGUUGUGGCCCUCCCAUCCUUGCGCAGGUUGACGUCGUGAGCGGCGGAUUGGGGCGGUUUUCGGUGAGAAGGCGCUUAGCAGUUACACCAUCACCACCGGGCAAAGACAAACGCCAGUUAGAAAGGCCUACAUAGUUCUGCAGAGCGAUAAGGUGACCGUAAUUUUUUAGAUGCAGGACAGUCUGGAGUCAAAGAAAAUGGGGAAGAAACAGAAUGGAAAAGGAAAAAAGGUGGAAGAGGCAGAACCUGAAGAAUUUGUUGUAGAGAAAGUUUUAGACAGACGUGUAGUCAAUGGAAAGGUUGAAUAUUACUUAAAAUGGAAGGGGUUUACAGAUGCAGACAACACAUGGGAGCCAGAGGAAAACUUGGACUGUCCAGAGUUAAUUGAAGCUUUCCUCAAUUCUCAGAAAGCUGGCAAAGAGAAACCAGAUGGCAAAAGGAAAUCUAUAUCUGAUAGCGAGUCUGAAGAAAACAAAUCAAAGAAAAAACGUGAAUCUGUUGACAAACCAAGAGGGUUUUCUAGAGGUCUUGAUCCAGAAAGAAUAAUUGGAGCAACAGACAGCAGUGGUGAACUUAUGUUCCUUAUGAAAUGGAAGGAUUCAGAUGAAGCAGAUUUGGUUCCUGCAAAAGAAGCCAAUAUGAAAUGUCCUCAGGUUGUAAUUGCAUUUUAUGAAGAGAGACUAACUUGGCAUUCAUGUCCAGAAGAUGAAGCACAAUAAGAGUACUAUAAAAAAAAAAUUUUUUUUUUUUUUUUUAAAGGAGUUAUCAGACUUUUGAAGAAUCUGUACUUAAGGAUUUGUUUAAGUUGUUUGGAUAAAACGGCGCCAGUAACUUUGCUAAAACUGGCCCGGCGACUUAUACUAUAUAAAGAGCCUUGAAUACAUGGAAGGGAUAUGCUAACAUUAAUUAAUCACUUUAAUUUCUAUGUUGUCAUUUUUUAUUUUUGUUUUUUUAUGCAUGUUUAGGUUUUUAAUUCAACUAUAAAUGUUGCUGUUUUACUGCUUCUUUCACUCUUAAAUACAAAGUCUGGGGUGGAUCAUGCAGUAGUAAGACGGGUCUAUUUAUAUAUAUUUCCUCUAUGCAGGAACAGAACAUGCAUAAACGCAAACCAUAUACAGCUUUACAAUGGCAAUACAGGAAUAGAAGGAUUAUUUAAUGUUUUGUCACAUGUCCCUUUAAACGUUUCUUUUCCAAGGCUCUUUAUAAACCUUGUCUACUGAAAUCUGCAUCUAUAUUGCAAACUUGCAAGUGUUUUAGUAGCCUUCUGUUGAUGUGCAUGUUAAUACUUUAAUAGUCCCUGUCUUUGCCCUAUUUUUCAUUAGUGCCAGUCUGUGCUUCACUGGAAGCUGCCUGGAAAUAACUUUUGUAGUACAUGGAAUGUUACCUGACUGUAUAUUGUUUACUUCAUUGUAAAUACUGGUGAGCAGUGUUCAAUAAAUAGUUUUAUAUUCUCAA
This is a messenger RNA of Bombina bombina (fire-bellied toad), 1465 nucleotides long. RefSeq names its product chromobox 3 (gene CBX3). Lineage: Eukaryota; Metazoa; Chordata; Amphibia; Anura; Bombinatoridae. The coding region runs from base 181 to 729 and encodes 182 amino acids. The record is from RefSeq and is a predicted model, not a curated record. Gene Ontology annotation, molecular function: chromatin binding. The transcript has 6 exons. Gene Ontology annotation, biological process: chromatin organization; negative regulation of transcription by RNA polymerase II. Gene Ontology annotation, cellular component: nucleus; pericentric heterochromatin.